CACUGUCACAAUUGUCAAAUCAGUUGGUUUUGGUUGAUGUAGCAGUGUGCGUGCGUCUUGUUUCGAUAUGUUUACAAUAUGUUAGGGCGAAGAGCGAAAGCGAAGUACGAUGUCCUUCGAAGGGAUGUUGAAGGGGAGGAAGUUGAAAUUGAUUUUGACGUGCAGAAACUGAAACGGAAAGUUUUCACCCCUGCCUGCAUCUGGCAGUCCUUUAUGACAGUUAUCUUAAUCUCUAUUUAUUUUGCACCUUCGAUUGGUCUGACAUUUUACCAGAGAUGGCUCCUACAACAAUUCAAAUUCCCCCUUUCCACUGUCCUUGUGCACAUGAUUGUGAAAUUCAUCUUGGCCGCUCUAGUGAGAAGCAUAUGGGCUUUGAAAUUUGGAAGUCAAAGGUUAACAGUGGGAUGGAAAGACUACAUUAUUUCUGUGGCACCCACAGGUCUCUUCAGCAGCAUAGACAUUGGUUUUUCUAAUUGGGGAUUGGAGUUGAUCACUGUGUCCUUAUAUACUAUGACCAAAUCCACAUCUAUUAUUUUCAUAUUGGGUUUUGCUAUUCUACUUAAACUGGAGAAAAAGUCCUGGAGCUUGUUUAUCAUAGUAAUAAUGAUCUCAAUCGGAUUGCUCUUGUUUACUUACAAAGCAACACAAUUCGAUAUGGCAGGUUUUGUUCUAGUCCUCAUUGCAUCUAUGUGCAGUGGCUUACGUUGGACAUGUGUACAAUUGCUACUACAGAAGUCCAAGAUGGGAAUGAAAAGUCCUUUGGAUAUGGUCUUCCAUAUGCAGCCAUUUAUGAUUAUUUCCUUAAUACCAUUUGUUUUAACUAUAGAAGGUCUAAGUUUAAUACGUUUCUGCAUGGAAGUGUACGCCAAGGACUCAAGUGAAUUGAACUUGUUAAUAAUAAAGGUUUUGAUAGGAGCAUGCAUUGCAUUCUUCAUGGAGUUAAGCGAAGUCAUGGUCGUAACAUACACAUCAAGUCUGACAUUAUCAAUAGCUGGAAUAUUUAAGGAGAUGUUAAUAUUGUUCUUGGCUGUGGAAUGGAACGGUGAUCAGAUGUCCGUUCUUAAUCUGUGCGGUUUACUAAUAUGCCUAUUAGGAAUCACGAGCCACGUGGUCCACAAGAUGCGAACCACGCAAACAUCGCAAAAGUCUUUCGAAUUCGACGCCUCCGAUCGCAAUUUCGACGUUGGCAUGGGUAAAUCGCUUAUCAAUGAGGCAGAGGUUGAGCAGAUGAGCAUUUCGACGGACAGUGAUAAUGAAGAUAAGGAGGAAGUCUUAUUUAACAUUUUGAAUCGACACGAAAGAUAGCAGAGCUUGAAGUAACUUCAACGCGAAGAGGACCAAAUUUUACACACGGAAUACACUUUGUUAAAGCUUUUAAUGUUCACUAAGUCUAAUAUUUCAAAACAAAAACGUUCUAACAUUCCUUGUAUUUUAAAUACAUGCAUUUUCUAAUUUGAAAACAAAAUUAUUUAACUUUGUGAUAUUUUCUACAAAGGUUUGCUAUUGUUUGUUUUUUUUUAUGUUGCCAAAGGUGUAGCGAAAUGUGUAUAUUUGU
Molecule: messenger RNA, 1555 nt
Organism: Nicrophorus vespilloides
Lineage: Eukaryota; Metazoa; Arthropoda; Insecta; Coleoptera; Silphidae
Product: solute carrier family 35 member C2
Exons: 6
Coding region: 79-1305 (408 amino acids)
Biological process (GO): UDP-glucose transmembrane transport
Cellular component (GO): endoplasmic reticulum-Golgi intermediate compartment; Golgi apparatus; cis-Golgi network
Molecular function (GO): antiporter activity
Source: RefSeq, a predicted model, not a curated record